This is a messenger RNA of Odontomachus brunneus, 1305 nucleotides long. Its product is annotated as coiled-coil domain-containing protein 130 homolog. Gene Ontology annotation, biological process: mRNA splicing, via spliceosome. The record is from RefSeq and is a predicted model, not a curated record. The transcript is spliced from 5 exons. The coding region runs from base 174 to 1103 and encodes 309 amino acids. Gene Ontology annotation, cellular component: U2-type spliceosomal complex; post-mRNA release spliceosomal complex. Lineage: Eukaryota; Metazoa; Arthropoda; Insecta; Hymenoptera; Formicidae.
AUACCGUGAUCAAUCGGGUCCCACCCGACCGCAUAUAUGUCUAUGGUUUAUGAUCAUAUGCUAUGGUCUAACCUAAGAAAACAUUAGAUUUUGUAAGAAAGGUCGUGUCAAAAGAAUCUUGAAAGUAAAAGUGUUUUAUUUUCCUUCCGAGAUUCAAAGAAGAAUCAAGCACAAUGGGAGAACGAAAAGGUACAAAUUUGUACUAUCCACCGGAUUAUGAUCCCCGUGUUGGUGGGCUCAACAAGUUCCUGGGCACUCACGCAUUGCGUGAGAGAGCCCGUAAAAUCCAUAUGGGCAUCUUAAUUAUAAGAUUUGAAAUGCCCUAUAAUAUAUGGUGUGAUGGAUGUGGAAAUCACAUUGGCAUGGGUGUCAGAUAUAAUGCAGAGAAAAAGAAGAUUGGAAUGUAUUAUAGUACUCCAGUUUAUCAGUUUCGUAUGAAAUGUCAUCUCUGUGACAACCACUUUGAGAUAAAAACUGACCCUGCAAAUCUAGACUAUGUCAUAGUGAGUGGUGCAAGGCGUCAAGAGAAUCGAUGGGAUCCUAAAGAAAAUGAACAGGUUGUACCAGAAACAAAAGAAGUAUCGUGUAGACUGUAUGAUGAUGCAAUGUAUAAAUUGGAACAUGGUUUGGAAGACAAGAAAGUAGCCAAGUCUCGAGAUUCGGCAUUAGAAAGUGCAAUAUCCUUGAACGAUAACAUUUGGAAAGAUGAUUACAGCUUAAACUGUACACUGAGAGCAUUAUUUCGAGAGAAGAAAAAAGACCUUAAGAGAAAACAAUCUGUAGAUUGUGCACUGUUAAAAAAGACCGGAUUAGAUAUUGAUUUAGUUCAGGAACAUGAAGAUGAUAUCAAAAUAGCUAAAUUACUCACUCGAAAGAAAGACAUAAAGAAGAGAGAACGUAUAGGUUUCAAACAGUUGAUUACAAUUGUACGAUCCAAGAAUAAUUCAAGGAAGAUAACUGGCUCAAAUAACAGGUUAAAACUGCAAAGUCAGGAGCCACCAAAAGUGCAAGAAGUCAUAGAUAAUGCAACUACCUCGAAAGCCAGUAGUUCAAGUACUUCUUUGGUGAAUUAUGACAGUUCUAGCACCGAUAGUGAUACUUAAUAUACUUUAUGAAUGUUUCAAGCAAUUUGUAUAUGUUAUAUAUUAAUAUAUAAUAUAGAGAUAUAUAUAUAUAUAUAUAGAUAUAUAAGUUCAACUCUCUAGUACUUUCAACUCAGAAUGCUCUAACCCCAAGAAUAAACGCCAACACAAGGAUUUGCGAAAUGUAUAUUUUGAUGGAAAAUAUAUUUAACGUGUGAUUAUA